This is a messenger RNA of Coniophora puteana RWD-64-598 SS2, 1045 nucleotides long. RefSeq lists its product as uncharacterized. Gene Ontology annotation, molecular function: metalloendopeptidase activity. NCBI's taxonomy places the organism in Eukaryota, Fungi, Basidiomycota, Agaricomycetes, Boletales, Coniophoraceae. Gene Ontology annotation, cellular component: extrinsic component of mitochondrial inner membrane. Gene Ontology annotation, biological process: mitochondrial protein processing; mitochondrial proton-transporting ATP synthase complex assembly. The record is from RefSeq and is a predicted model, not a curated record. Bases 49 to 744 code for a protein of 231 amino acids. The transcript has 5 exons.
CCGCUCACCCGUUCUCCGAUCCUCCGUCGCGACACGCGCGCGCCUUCGAUGGACUCCCCUAAUACCUCUUCCAGCUCAAGCACCCCGCCCGCAUCCGCGCAGAAGACAGCGACGGAAGAGUCACCCGCGUUCCGGAAAUGGCUGCGCAAGGCGGCGUUCGCGACAGGCGUCGGGCUCACACCCGAAGAGCGCCAGCAGAGCGCGGAGGAGCAGAAGUACCGGAUGUGCGAGACGUGGAAGAGGGAGCUCCUGAACUACAGCCCCUCGGUCGUGUUCAUGCUCAAGCACCUGCGCCUCUCGGGGUGUGCCGUCCCACCAGAAAACAUCGUGUGUGCGCCGUGCGACGCGGCGGCGGGGCGCGCGGGUGGGUUCCACCCCGCGGGCGCGAUCGUGCUCUGCCAGGGCGGGUUCGGCGGGAAGCGGCACAUGGAGGACACGCUCACGCACGAGCUCGUGCAUAUGUACGACCACUGCGCGUUUAAGGUCGACUGGGCGGAUUUGAGGCAUCAUGCGUGUAGUGAGAUCAGAGCAAAUAGUCUCAGCGGGGACUGUAGGUUCUUUCGUGAACUUGGGCGUGGCUUCGUUGCCUUCUCGAAACAGCACCAGACGUGUGUGAGACGGCGCGCUGUGUUGUCGGUGCGAGCGAACCCGAACUGCCCAGACGAGGCGGCGGCGGAGCGGGCGGUGAACGAGGUCUGGGAGAGCUGCUUCGCUGACACCCGGCCGUUUGACGAGAUCUAUUAGCGGCUAUAUAGCCUGAGGCCACACAGCCCUUCCGGCGCGUUCCAGCAGUUUCUGCCCGUGUCCGAGACUUGGAGAGAGGCAGGCACGGUUGCAGGGAGGAGAGAAUGGCGUGCGCUUAGGGCAGGGCAGCGUUUGUUGAUGCUGUGCUAUUAUUAUACAGUCCCGAGCGGACUUGGUCGUUCUGUUUUUUGGUCGUCACUGCCGAGGUCCGGGCCUUAGAUGCCAUGUGGUCCCGCCGGUCUCGGUCUUGCACGCUGGGCGUAGUGGUGGCUAGUGGUGGUCAGCAGACUGAUAGAGGAAG